Molecule: messenger RNA, 3116 nt
Organism: Ostrinia furnacalis (Asian corn borer)
Lineage: Eukaryota; Metazoa; Arthropoda; Insecta; Lepidoptera; Crambidae
Gene: Got2
Product: glutamate oxaloacetate transaminase 2
Exons: 9
Coding region: 135-1424 (429 amino acids)
Biological process (GO): biosynthetic process; L-aspartate catabolic process
Cellular component (GO): mitochondrion
Molecular function (GO): pyridoxal phosphate binding; L-aspartate:2-oxoglutarate transaminase activity
Source: RefSeq, a predicted model, not a curated record
ACAAAUUCGCGAAUCCAUCAAUGUGGUGGUGAAUGUGGGAUUCCGUGUGGGUUCGGUCGAGUCGCGAGUAAAUUGCGCCAGUGAAAACAUUUCGAUUAUUUUUUAUUACAGCAAGUGUCAGACAGUAUUAAACCAUGUCGCAGGCCUUGAAGAAAAUAUCAGUGCAGCUGUUACGGAAUAAUAACGUGGAUGCAAUCAACACCGGUCUCCGGGCAAGCAGCACAUGGUGGAGCAAUGUCCAGAUGGGCCCACCCGAUGUGAUCCUGGGCAUCACCGAGGCGUACAAAAGGGACACCGACCCCAACAAAGUGAAUCUCGGUGUGGGAGCCUACAGAGACGACGAGGGCAAACCUUUCAUCCUCCCCUCAGUCAGAAAGGCUGAAGAGAUCAUCCACAGUAAGAAGCUGAACCACGAGUAUGCCCCUAUCGGCGGUGAAGCCACAUACACCGACGCUGUUGCCAAGCUGGCCUUUGGUGAAGACAGCCCGGUCAUCAAGAACAAAUCGAAUUGCACUGUACAGACGCUCUCUGGCACCGGCGCCCUACGACUUGGCCUGGAGUUCAUCACGAAGCACUACGCCAAGGCCAAGGAGGUGUGGAUGCCGGCACCCACGUGGGGCAACCACCCUCAAAUCUGCAACACGCUGUCGCUCAAACACAACAAGUACCGCUACUUCGACUCCAAGACCAACGGCUUCGACCUGCAAGGAGCUUUAGAAGAUAUUCGCAAAAUCCCGGAAGGAUCGAUUAUCUUGCUCCACGCUUGCGCACACAACCCCACCGGAGUGGACCCAAAGAAGGAGGACUGGCAUCAACUGUCAGCGGCCAUCAAAGAGAGGAAGCUGUUCCCAUUCUUCGACAUGGCGUACCAGGGCUUUGCCACCGGUGACGUCGACAACGACGCCUACGCCCUACGUUACUUCGUGCAGGAGGGCCACCAAGUUAUGCUUGCACAGAGCUUCGCCAAGAAUAUGGGAUUAUACGGCGAGCGCGCGGGUGCCCUGACCUUCCUCUGCGGUGACGCCGAGUCGGCCGCCAAGGUCAUGUCGCAGGUCAAGAUCAUGGUGCGCACCAUGUACUCCAACCCGCCGUUGUACGGAUCCCGCAUCGUGCAGGAGAUCCUCGGCAACCCGGAGCUGAAGAAACAAUGGCUCGCCGACGUGAAGCAAAUGGCGGACCGUAUCAUCUCGAUGCGCAACCAGCUGCGCGCCGGCAUCGAAGGCGCCGGCAACAAGCAGCCGUGGAGCCACAUCACCGACCAGAUCGGCAUGUUCUGCUUCACCGGACUCAAGCCUGAACAGGUGGAGAGGCUGACCAAAGACUUCCACAUCUACCUGACGAAAGACGGCCGCAUCUCCGUGGCCGGUAUAUCCUCAAAGAACGUCAACUACGUCGCCGAGGCCAUGCACAAGGUCACGUCCUAAGCACCGCUAGUGUAAGCCACGCUAUUCCACGAGAUUACGUACCUACAGAGCACAGUAUUUAAUGUAAUGUUCGAACAUUUCUGAACAAAUGUACAAAUACAUUUGGAGUAUUUAUAAAAAUCGUUUUAUGACAAUUUUAUCUUGAGCUAAAAUGUGAUUUUACUUUCGUAAUACAAUCAUGUCAUUUAUUAGCGUUAAAUAUAUACAGUUGAUUUUUGAAAUGCCAUUUUUAUUUUAAUGCCACGACAAAUUAAUCUACGAAUCCUUGUAAUUUAAUUUAGAAGUUAUUAAAGAGAAAGAGUUAUGAUUAAACUUUUUAUUGUUAAAAUAAGUAGAUAAAAUAAACUUGAUGCCAAAAACACAGAAAUUGUAUUAACAUGUUUGCAGUGAUUCUACGACUGAACUAUUUCUACGCAAAAUAUUUACAGCUGACAAACAAAUUAACUUCUUAUUCUACUUAAAAACUGAUGCAGGUCAAUCGUUAACAUUGCCUUAAAAAUUUAAACAAUAAUUUUAUACAUUAUACAAGAGUACAUAAAAAUCCUUUUAGGAUAUAUUGCUUACAAUUAAUGGGAACACAUUUCAUCCACAAUCCGAUUGCAUCGUGGUAACAAUCUUUAACAUAUUCACCUGCAUCAACAUCAAAAAUCGAUGUAAACCUAUAAACGUUUCACUAUGCUAAUAACUCAGUUUAUUGUAGGAUACACAUCCAAAAAUGCGCGUUUCAUACAAUUUAAUUUUAUUAUGUUACAAAAUAUACUAAUACAUUCUAUAGGUCGACAGGUGUCAAUGAUAUUUCAAUAAAAAUAGUAAUAAUUAUAUGUACAAAUUCUCAUAGAACAAACUACAUGGCACUAUUUCUUUAGAAUGCAAUACCAUUCCCUUUAAAGCAAGAAAUAUGUACCAUUUUACACACACUCUUUAGUCCCCAACAAACCAGACGCGUUCAAACCGUUCUGUACCUUUACUUUGAAGAUAAUUCUUGGAGGGAUCUUGAAUGACAAUGCGACUAAAUUUUCAGUCUAAUACUAAUUACGGAUUUAUUAAUGAGAUUUUAGAUACAUAAUGUUAAUAGCUGGCCAUAUAGUUAUUUUGAGGGUUACACCUAUUUGGAAAUACUACACUGAUUCUCAAAACUCGCAAGUAGAAUGCUGCUUAGAUUUUGUAUGGACAUAGAUUCUGAUUGAUAAGUCAAUAAAAUGUAUAUUGUGUCGACGCGGGCAAAGGGUUAUUUAAUAUUGUGCAGUAUUUACCAUCUUUUUUGCGGUUUGUCAAAAUACGAAUAGUAGGGGUAUUAGGUAAUGUAAUAUCAAAUUGGAUUCUCAUUAGCAUGCCCCUAAAUGGACACGUUUAAAACAUGUAUUGCACAAAGAGUUGAAAGACACCACCCAAACAGUAACAGGCACCACUUAUUACGAUUUCCGAAGAAGGAUCUUAAAAUAUUCACAACCGUUUUGGUCAAGAUUUCGGUGCUCUUUCACGUUUGAGUGGUGUAGUUUGAGACCAAAGUGUAAGGAAUCGACAGCACAUCAGACAAUGAAUGUUUGUUGUAAAGUAGCUUUUAUUACAAUGACAUAAGUUCUUUCAGAAUUUAGCUUGAUAUGCUGUCGCCUGGAUACUGUCCGGUCUUAAGUGAGCCUGCAUAUAGCCGUUAUAAGCAUAAACUACACUUAGUGAUGUAUGUGUCUUACA